CGCGCAAAACGAGGGGAAAACUAACUUGGAAGGGGAAGGAAAAAAAAGGGCAGGCAGGCGCACGAGACCCCGUGGGCGAGAACACCUCCUUCCUGUCGUUUGUUCGUCUUCUUUAUCUUCACCCCUCCCGGAGAUCGCAAAAAAUUUCACCGGGUUCUUCUUCUGCUCUUCCCGUUGACGUUCUCGCCACUGCGGCAGCAAACAAUUCGAAACCCUCUCCCGCACUCCCCUUCCCUUCCGUGCCUAGGCGGCAAGCGCUUCUUCUCUCCUUUAUAACCCAGCGGCCCCUCCCGCGUGAGGCACCGAGGAGGAGGUGGCCAGGUGGGGGUAGAAGAAGAAGAAGAGGGCCGAGCCGAGACGAACCGCGCCGAGCUCUUCUUCCUCCUCCUCCUCCUCCUCCCGGGUUCGUGCCAGGUUUUGGGGAGAUGGAGCCGGAGAAGAAGCCGCCGGCGGUGUCCGACCUCGGCGCCUGGGGGAUGAACGUCGUCAGCUCCGUCGGCAUCAUCAUGGCCAACAAGCAGCUCAUGUCCUCCUCCGGCUACGCCUUCUCCUUCGCCACCACGCUGACCGGGUUCCACUUCACUGUCACGGCGCUCGUCGGAUGGAUCUCCAAGGCCACUGGCUACUCCGCCUCCAAGCACGUCCCUCUCUGGGAGCUCAUCUGGUUCUCGCUCGUUGCCAACACGUCCAUCACCGGGAUGAACCUUAGCCUCAUGCUCAACUCAGUCGGAUUCUAUCAGAUCUCCAAAUUGAGCAUGAUUCCGGUGGUCUGCUUGAUGGAAUGGGUACUGAACAGCAAGCACUACACUAGCAAGGUUAUAUCGGCGGUUGUUGUUGUGGCGGCAGGUGUGGGGAUUUGCACUGUCACUGAUGUGGAGGUCAAUGCCAAGGGGUUCAUUUGUGCUUGCGUGGCUGUGUUCUGCACAUCACUUCAACAGAUUACAAUUGGCUCUUUUCAGAAGAAGUACAACAUUGGGUCAUUUGAGCUGCUGAGCAAGACUGCACCAAUACAGGCAGUGUCUCUUAUUAUACUGGGUCCCUUUGUGGAUUACUACCUCAAUGGGCGAUCGCUGUUAGAGUACAGUUUUUCAACAGGGGCAACUUUCUUCAUACUGCUUUCAUGCUCCUUGGCUGUCUUCUGCAACAUGAGCCAGUACCUCUGCAUCGGCCGGUUCUCCGCAACUUCUUUCCAGGUCCUAGGCCACAUGAAAACCGUGUGCGUGCUGAUCCUCGGCUGGAUUCUGUUCGACUCGGCUCUCACCAUCAAGAACAUAUUGGGGAUGCUGCUCGCCAUCAUGGGCAUGGUAGUCUAUAGCUGGGCCAUGGAGUCCGAGAAGAAGGCCACCGCGCUGAUCCCGCGGAACAAGAGCGACAUGCUGGAUGGGGAGGAUGUGCCCCUGAAGUCCAGAACGAGCGGCCUUCCCGCCUCCGACCUUGACCUUGACCUGGAGGAAGGUGGCCCAACAAAGAGCUAGCCGGUCACCAUUAUUUAUUCCUUUCUUCUUGGUUCUUUUGUACGUGUUUAAUCUGCAUUGUCCGCGAGUCCUCGAAGCCAUCGACACUUGUGUUAAUUUUGCCCCUUGCUGGGGGUUAUCUCAUCAUAGGUGAUGAGGACGAUCCCCGGCCGGUCUCGACGUAGAUGACCGCUUAGAAAAUUCGUCAGGGCCAAUAUAGGCCGGAAGCCAUGUCAAUUCAUGAUGGCGUGUUGUUAUAGAUGACAAUACUUAUAAUGGAAUACAGAUGUUGCCCCGUUGUAGGAUCCGGUGGGUGCUUGGAA
Messenger RNA from Brachypodium distachyon (stiff brome), 1777 nucleotides. Its product is annotated as UDP-rhamnose/UDP-galactose transporter 2. The record is from RefSeq and is a predicted model, not a curated record. NCBI's taxonomy places the organism in Eukaryota, Viridiplantae, Streptophyta, Magnoliopsida, Poales, Poaceae. The transcript is spliced from 5 exons. Gene Ontology annotation, molecular function: antiporter activity; UDP-galactose transmembrane transporter activity. Bases 426 to 1475 code for a protein of 349 amino acids. Gene Ontology annotation, cellular component: Golgi apparatus.